ACCCAAACAAAAAUCCUCUAUAAAUUAUUAGUUUUUGUGUGUCCUUUUGUUUUCUCCUUCUCUCUUCUAAACUUUUCUCUCUCACCCUAAUUCACCUCUCUCUGUAAUUCUCACACCCCAAUUCUUCUCUCUUUGGGACUCUACCAAUUCCCAAAAUUAAUGGAAAAAGGACAAAAGUACUCCAAUUGGCAAACUCCUUAUAUGGGAGAUGAAUCUUCCUCUUAAACUGGUGGAGCUUUCUUCCUCUGGAUCUCAAUAUCUUUGCUGAUUAUAGUUUCUGCUUGGGUUAGGAAUCUAUCAGAGGGUUUGCUUCCAUUAAAAGGGGAGAUGACAAAGCAUAUGCAUACGCCAGUCACAAAGAAGAUGAAUAAAAUUACUAUCAAGAGAGAAAUCCCUUCUGACAUCUCGAAGAGGAAGAAGAUUACUAGGUGCAGUUCAGUAAACGCUAAAGAAAUGCAUGCUCAUAUUGCGUUCGAAGUGCUAACUCGGCUACCCAUCAAGACCUUGGACAUAUUUAAGUGUGUAUCGACAUCUUGGUCUUCAAUGAUCCGUCAACCUGAAUUCAUGAAAGCUCAUAGGCCUUGCGGUGGUAUACUCAUCCAUCAUUUGCCCGACUAUUCUCGCUUGAACGACCUCUAUUACGCGUCCCUAAAUGGGAAGAAUGAAGUGUUCUUUCAUCGAGCGCGUUUGCCUUAUUUUGGUUAUAAGGAUAUUACCCCCGUUAUAAAUGGCCUUGCUUGCCUUCACACGGGUCAUCAAGUUUCACUUUUUAAUAUAUCUACUCUUGAACUUAUGGAGCUUCCCUCCUCAAGUUUACGCGGUGAAGGGCUUAGUGUUUGGUAUGCUCUCGGUUUUGAUACUGUGGAUAAUCUGUACAAAUUGCUUAAAUUGAGUAGUACAGUUGCUAAUCGACUAGUCUACGAGAUCCUCACUCUUGAGACAAGUUCACGAUCGGCGUGGAGAUGGAGAGAGAUCGCUCAGGAAGGUUUACCUUGGUUUUCCACUGUUACUGAUCAAAGUUACUUUGUGAAUGGUAUAAUCUAUUGCAAAUUUAGAACUCCGAACUUCCACGAGAAUGGGGCACAAUAUCUUCUCGCCUUUGAUGUCCACCAAGAGCAUUUCACAAUUUUCAACCUACCACGCGUGCCCUCACAUGUAUUCUCAAUAUUUGAGCGCAGUUUCAUACUAUUUGGUCAAGUUGAAGGGCGCCUAGCCGUAGCACGUGUUAAGAAGACACAGUUUGAGACGGUUUUGGAACUUUGGGCGUUAGAAGAUCAUCAAAACUCUAUAUGGAGCAAGCACAAUAUAGACUUGCCUGAUGAACUCCUUAGAUACUUUCAUACGGUCAAGCCUAUUGGGAAUCUUUCUUCCGGUGAGUUAUUGCUUUGCGGUUCAAGUUCAAGUUCAAGUGACUAUCGCCAAACGAACCCGUUUUAUGUUUAUGAUCCCGUCAACAAGAAAUUUACAAAAUUGAUGGUUGAGCUUCCCAACUCACUAGGCUCGAUAGGACUAUUUUUUAAUCACAUAACUUGUCUUAUGGAGAAGAUAACCCCACUGAACGAUUUGGUCGGGUUAAGAAAGAAUGUUUAAUUUUUACUUGUGGUGGAGAUAUCUGAUGGCUCUGUGCACUGAAAUUUAAUGAUUAAUUAUUACUUAUUGUGGAGAUGUCUGGUGGCUCUAUACACUGAAAUCUAAUGUUCUUUCGCAUCUUUUAUUUUUUAAUACGGUGUUUGCCAAUUAAGAUGGAAAUGUUUGUGAAUCUUAGUUUGCCCUUUGACGUUACACUAUACUAGUUUUUAGUCACAUAGUUUUGUGACUCAAAUUUCUUGCCGAAAUAAAUAUAAUUUAGGGCUGCUUAUUGGGCGGAUAAUUAUGUUUAACGGUUCGACAUGUCGGUCAUCGGCUUUUAAAUGUAUUAAUCCGCUAGCCAACCGAUAAGAUAUCGAUUGGUUUGGUAUUGAGGUAGCAAUUAUCGGGCGGUGUAUUGGUUAGUCAACGAGCUUUACCUGGAGCUCUUCGGGUAUUAAGAAUUAAAAAAUUAUGAGACAUUCUCCUUCCUUCAGCCCCAACUUAGGCAUUCAGUUAAAGAUCUGCUAGCAAAACGAAAAGUGCUAUUUAUCAACCUAGGUAUGGACUAUACUUUAAAAUGCUAUAAAUGUGGCGCUAAUUUAACCAACCUUCACAUUCAAAAAUGAAUUUGCUAAUGGUGUUUGAGAAAUUGGCUAUUGGUGGUCCACUAUAGAGCUAAGCCAGUAGAAGAAAGAAAGUAAAGAAGUCAAGUGAAAAGUGAAAAUAUGUACACAACCUUUGCACAAAUGAAUUGGAUCGGAAGCAAAUAAAAUGCACAUUGAUAUAAUAUAUUAAUAUUAAAAUGAGUGGGAGAUUGAUGGUCAUAUUAAGCAUUUUAAUAUUAAAUAUAUUGUAUUAAGUGCAUUUUAUUUGCUUCCGAUCCAAUUCAUUUGUGCAGAAGUUGUGGCCAUACUUCGCCCCUUGAAAUUCUCAUUACCGCUCCUCAUUUAUUUAGUGGAAGAAAUGAAGAAUGUAGCGGUAAUAUCCUUGUAGCUCUGUUCUCCAUUAAAUUAUUAUUCAUGUACAUUCUUUUUGUAACUGAUGUAACUUGCAAAUAAUAAUUUUUCCAUUAUCUCCCUACUUUACUAUUUCAUUCAUAUCUUAUUCAAUUGAAGGAUGAUUUUCUUAGCUAUAAAUAGUUAUUCAUCUUUAACUUGUGGUGGGAAAAAUAUAUUGACGAGUUCUUGAAAAAGUGAAAAAAAGAAAAGAGAGUUUAUUUAGCUGAAGGAAGGUGUUCUUUUUGGUGGAGUUUUGAACUCAACAUCUUGUCUAGAAUUUGUUGGGUUAUACGACGUGGUAGGGCUGUUGUAUCCUGGAGGGGACAAGUCAGGAAGAGUACUGUCGGACAGGUAAAAAUUUGUUGUAGUGGGCUUGAAUCUCUUUAAAGAGAGCUAGAUAUCCGCGCCUUAGCCUGAAGAUAGUUUAUUUUCUUAAUAUUAUUUUUCAAUUGUAAUUGUAUUUUCAAUUGUAUUAUCACCAACAAUUGUAAGGAGAUUCAAUG
Lycium barbarum (goji berry) is the source of this 3070-nucleotide messenger RNA. Its product is annotated as F-box protein At5g18160-like. The coding region runs from base 328 to 1590 and encodes 420 amino acids. The record is from RefSeq and is a predicted model, not a curated record. Lineage: Eukaryota; Viridiplantae; Streptophyta; Magnoliopsida; Solanales; Solanaceae. Gene Ontology annotation, molecular function: protein binding. The transcript has 2 exons.